AAAAAGUCGACGCCAGAAAAGAGAGAGAGAGAAAGGAGAGGAAAAAAAGUCACCAAUUAGAGUCGAAAAGCAGUUGAAUGUCUUCAGACAAACGAAGCCGAAAGAAUCAAUCUUUCACCUUUUAAUUUUUCCCUCUCAAAAAGUUUGUGUAGGAAAAGAGUUGCAAGAGGAAGAAGAAUUGAUGGUGGUGUUGUUGUUGAAGGUUGUAGUAACUGAUUAAAAAUAACUGCUCAGUGGCAUUACUGUAAUUGAAUCCUCAGGGGGGCGGUCACCUGAUGUGGCCUUUAUAUUUUCUGUUAAACAAGAUACUUAAAACAGAUGAUGAAGAAAAAGAUGGGGAUCACAUGAAUGUGGGAGCUGGAUGCUGCCAUUUUGAGCUAUCGUCUGAUAAUCGGAUUGGCCAUGAUGCAGUGUUGCCUCGAUCAUAUUUUGUUCAGGUUCCGCAUAUAAACCAGCUGUUCUCUUGGGAUUGUGGACUUGCUUGUGUUCUGAUGGCUUUGACUACCAUUGGCAUCAAUGACUGUAGCAUUCAGAACUUGGCUGAGCUUUGCUGCACAACAAGCAUUUGGACGGUUGAUCUGGCUUACUUAUUGCAAAAGUUUUCUGUUAGGUUUUCCUAUUACACUGUAACAUUUGGAGCUAACCCAAACUACUCUGGUGAGACAUAUUACAAGGAACAACUGCCUACUGAUCUACUUCGAGUAGAUAUGCUAUUCCAAAAGGCAGUGGAAGCAGGAAUCAAUAUACGGUGCAGGUCAAUCAGUGGAGAAGAAAUCUCUCGCUGGAUCUUGUCAGGGAAGUAUAUUGUGAUUGCAUUGGUUGACCAGUACAAAUUGAGUCAGUCUUGGGCGGGGGAUGUCAUCGUCCCUGGACUAUAUGGCAAUGAUGGAGGCUACACUGGUCACUAUGUUGUGAUAUGUGGCUAUGAUGCUGGAGCAGAUGAGUUUGAGAUUAGAGAUCCUGCAAGUUCUAGACUAUGUGCAGGAAACACAGCAAGGUCUCAUCAAAGUGCCUCGAAGAAGCACGCAAGUCCUUUGGUACUGAUGAAGAUCUUCUUCUGAUAUCUCUCGAGGAGAGCCGGAAGAAGCAGAACUACUCCGUAUUAUGAUUUUCUCAACUUGUCUAUAGUAAGUACUUGAUAUUUUUCUCGCAACUGUUCAUCGAGCUGUUUCUCUUCAGUCUCUGCACUGCAUUUAUUUCAAUCUUGUGUAUAGUAAGCUUUCCAAGAGGAGUAAUGUUCUCAUAUGUUGUGGUUGCUUAUGUUAACCAAAAAAAAAAAAAAUUUGGUUCUUAAUCUGCAAAAUUUACAGGCAUUUGUACAAAAGGUGCAUUCAUUUUGUACAUGAAUUGUAUAUUGCAAUAUAAUAAUAAAUUGUGUAUUUCUUGUUAAAACUCAAAAUUUGUACCAACUCACUUAAAUGGAAGAUUCAAUAUUUUACUUCU
Theobroma cacao (cacao) is the source of this 1443-nucleotide messenger RNA. RefSeq names its product guanylyl cyclase 1. The record is from RefSeq and is a predicted model, not a curated record. Lineage: Eukaryota; Viridiplantae; Streptophyta; Magnoliopsida; Malvales; Malvaceae.